This is a messenger RNA of Zophobas morio, 1601 nucleotides long. RefSeq lists its product as uncharacterized. The record is from RefSeq and is a predicted model, not a curated record. Lineage: Eukaryota; Metazoa; Arthropoda; Insecta; Coleoptera; Tenebrionidae. The coding region runs from base 167 to 1009 and encodes 280 amino acids. The transcript is spliced from 4 exons.
GUACUGCAUAUCGGACAGUAACCACAUUUCAGGGAAUGACGUAGAAGUAUACUUCUUUGUUGUUACAAAGACUACAACGUGUUUCAUGUCAAUUUUUUUUCCUCCUACAUGGACCAGGUGUAAAGAAAAGGAUACUAACUUCCGAAAACUUCCCUGAACUUUCGCAAUGGCAAAUAUGCAUAACCAUAUAUAUCUGGUUAUAUUCGUCUUCCAUUGUUUUGUAUGGAGAACUGUGCUUUCCGCUGCUGUCGCUCAGGGUAAAAAUUCCAAAAUAUCUUCAUUACACUAUGAAGAUUUCACUGAUUUGAAAAUCUCAACAGAAAGUCCAGUCGUUCCAAAAUUAGAUUUUUUACUAUGUGACGUUCCAUUUCCACCUAAUUUCACAUUUCCUUUACACUACAAAAGUUCCAAGAUCAGAAAAUGUUUUAAAUCAUAUCCUUAUUUCCCAAACCAAACUUUUUUCAAUUCCGAUGACACAUUCGCUUUUCCGCCAAUUUCAAAAUUUGACACUGUCAAAUCUGUGUCUUCCGCUAAAGAGACGCAAUGGCAUCCCAAUGUAAAUGGGGGCUACUGGACCUAUCGUAAGAAACCUACACCCGUGAAAGAUGAUAUUACAAGAUUUAAUAAAAAUUUACCUCCACUUCACAUCGCAAGGUGGCGUAACCUCGGAACACCGACUUUCGACGUACAAAAACCUUCGGUAAUUGCUGAGCAGCCAAUACCGAGGUCAGGACCCAGGCUAGGUCCGAAGGCAGGACUCAGGCAUGGACCGAGGUCAGCAUCGAAGCUAAGAUCUAAGCCAAAAUCCAGGUCAGGACCGAGGCCACCAUCGAAGCUAGGACCGAGAUCAGGACCGAGGCCAGUACCUAGGCUAGGACCGAGGCCAGACCCGAUAGUAGGACCUUUCUCUAAAUAUGGUGGAAUAAGAGGAACAGCAGGGGUUGGUGUGCCUGUGCCACAUAAGUUCACGCAUAUGAGUCCGUUUCGACGGCAUGGAGCACGGUGGUAGAAGUGAGGUGUAGAAACCUCAUUCAUAAUUUGUCUCGAAAUCACUGAUAGAGACCAUAAAUCGUGCGAUUGGGAUUAUAUGUUACUCCUAUUAGAUUAUUACCAUACAUUGUAAUUGAUUUCAUCAGUAAAAUUGAUUUUUCGAUUUCUGUCAAAUAAUACCAAGUUUAUAUAAACAAAAAUAUGUUGGUAUUAAUGUUAUUGUUUGUUAUAAGUUUUAUUAUACUGAUAUAGUUUUUGCCACAAUUAAAAACUAGUACUUACUGGUUUUAGUUGCUAACAACUAGAACUCCAGUGCUGAUUUUCAUAUUCUUUAGCGAUGCUACGUGUUUAUACUGUUGAAACUUCAUCGAACGUCAGAAUUGUCAACAUGAAACAUGCAAGGAUAAACAAAUUAUAAAACAAUUAUUUUAACGUUUAUAAAAUUUGAGUUAAUUAUCUCUUGUUGGUCAGUGUUGUUUUUUUAAUUUUGGCAAACACUGUAGGUAUGUUAAUUUUACCCUAGAGAUACAUAUAUAGUCAAAAAGAUAUUUAUUCGUUUAAGCAACAUUUAUUCUUAUUUGGAACAUACAAUAAUAAAUUGUUACAAAAUA